Triticum dicoccoides is the source of this 1995-nucleotide messenger RNA. RefSeq names its product E3 ubiquitin-protein ligase makorin-like. The record is from RefSeq and is a predicted model, not a curated record. The transcript is spliced from 7 exons. Gene Ontology annotation, biological process: protein polyubiquitination. Bases 186 to 1271 code for a protein of 361 amino acids. Lineage: Eukaryota; Viridiplantae; Streptophyta; Magnoliopsida; Poales; Poaceae. Gene Ontology annotation, molecular function: metal ion binding; ubiquitin protein ligase activity.
ACCACCACCCAAAGCAAAGCGGAGCUGCGGAAGCGCGAAGGGGACGCAAGGGAGCGAAGCGCGGCGCGGCAGCGGGCAAACCCUAGGCGUACGGCGGGCGCCACAACCCCCCGGCGGGCAGGCUCCGCACGGCUCGGUUGCUCGGCUCGGCUCGAUUCCGCCGGGUCUGACCCCGCCAGGCGGCCAUGUCGAACAGGUCCAUUUGCAAGUUCUUUGUGAAUGGUGCUUGCUUUAAAGGAGACUACUGUCAAUUCUCCCAUGACUGGAAUGAUCAACCAAAUGAUGUUUGCACAUUUUACCAGAACGGUGUGUGCUCUUAUGGCAGUCGUUGCAGAUAUGAACAUGUUGAAGUUUCUUCUGAAUACACCCCACCAUCAACUACUGCAGCACUCGCACCAUUCAACUCUUAUCGGUCUUGGUGUCCUCUUUGUGAGGGGGAAAUAGAUGUGAGCAACCAGACACAAAAAAGUUUAUCGGCAUGCUCUGUGCAUCAAUCUACCUGGAGAUUUGAUGAUGAAGAUAGCAUUCCAGAGGAUGGGAACAGCUUGUCAAUGUCAUCAGCACUAACUGCACAAAACCAAGCGCCCCACCCACUUGCUCAUCUGCCCAUAUGCUCUUUUGCUGCAGCUGGAACUUGUCCCUAUGGGAAGAAGUGCCCUCAGAUGCAUGGGGAUCUAUGCACAACCUGUGGAAAACAGUGCUUGCAUCCCUACCGUCCCAGCGAAGGUGGGGCUCAUAUCAAGCUCUGCAAAAGAAACAACAAACGUCUUGAGGCCUUGAAAAAAAGUGAAGAGAUAGAAUGUAGUGUAUGUUUGGACCGUGUGCUUUCAAAGCCCACAGCAGCGGAAAAGAGGUUUGGGCUUCUACCUGAAUGUGACCAUGCCUUCUGUAUCACAUGCAUUAGGAAGUGGCGCAGCAGCUCUCUUACGUCUUCUAUGGAUAUCGACUCUACAGUCAAGGCUUGUCCAAUAUGCCGCAAAGUCUCGUACUAUGUCAUUCCUAGUGCUACAUGGUACUCCUCGAAGGAGGAAAAACAGGAUAUAAUUGACGGUUACAAGGCCAAGCUCAAGUCGAUUGAUUGUAGGUACUUUGACUUUGGAAGGGACACUUGCCCCUUUGGCGGUCGAUGUUUCUACAAGCAUGCCUACACCGAUGGGCGUUUGGAGGAGCCGGCAACGGUGGCAGUGCUUCAUUUUCAUGCCGACAAUGGAAGUAUGGAGCAUGCAAGAAAUAUCGGGUUGGCGUACUUGCUCAGCCGGUUACAUCUGUAGCAUCCAGAAGGGAAGCAGUUGAGAAGAGAAGUACUUACUUAGGGAGCCACCAUAACUUUCUCUCCGGCUGGUGGUUGCUGCUAACUUAUAUAAUCCACAGGUAGUCGGCUGCUGUAAAAGCAGAGGGUUCCUGACGUUUGAUCAUGUCUUCUCAAGACUUUCGUGCUUCUUACUCCUUCCUGCUGAAUGCAGAAACUUCAGUCUGCUGCCGUAAAUCUCCAAAAAGGAGAACUGUAAACCUAACGACAGCGGAGAUGUCAUGCCUCAGGUCAUCACGGGUUCCUUGUCAUGAACGAUCGUUGUGUUGUCUUUGGGCUAGGAGUUCUCCUGUCGAACAUCAGAACUUCACGCCGUUACCUUUGCCUGUGUACGGAAGGCACUGUAUAUACUCGUAGUGGUACAUCCUGUCCGUUUCUCGUCCAUGGAGUAAAUAAUUUGUUCAGGCUAUACAGGUAGAACAGUGCAACGCAGAUCCUUCUAUACGUGAAUUUAUGCUUUGGCCCACGAGUUGAAACCUGCAAGGUCUCGGUGGUACUCGCAGGGCAGGUCCAUGUACUCUCUCCGCAAAGAAAUACUCACUCCGUCCCAUAAUAUAUGAGCGUUAUUAUGGGACAGAGGGAGAGUAUCCCAUAAUAUAUGAGCGUUAUUAUGGGACAGAGGGAGAGUAUAAGAUAGUGAUCUAAACACUCUUAUAUUUCUUUACAGAUUGAGUAUUAGAUAUUUA